AUGACUUCGGACGGCCCCUUUGGCCCCGUCGUCAACGGCACGCAAAUCGUCUUUUACGAGUACCGCCCAAACAAGCCCGCAGCAAUCACGUUCAUUGCCCUAUUCGGCCUCGCCACGCUGUGCCACCUGGUGUACCUGGUCCUGUUUCGGGCUUGGUUCUCCAUCCCGCUCAUUCUUGGCGGCGUCGGUGAAGCCUUUGGCUACUAUGGCCGCUGUCGCUCGUCCGACACGCCAGACGUUGCCGGGCCGUUUAUCCUUCAGAAUCUCCUCAUCCUUGCCUCCGCCCCGUUCAUCGCCGCCACCAUGUACAUGACGCUGGGGCGCAUCAUCGUGGCCAUGAACGCCCGACGCCACGCCCUCAUCAGCCCUCGCUGGCUCACCAAAAUCUACAUUCUCAUCGACAUCGGCUGCGUUGCCACCCAGGUGAUUGGGUCGGUGCUGCCCGCGUCCGGGGAGGAGAGCGCCAUUGAGCUAAGCAAACAGAUCCUGCUGGGCGGGCUCAUCACGCAGGUGGCGGCGCUGGCGCUCUUUGCGCUCACCUGCUGGCACGCGCAUCGCAGGAUCAAGAGUGGCCAGCCGCUGCCGGACCUGACAAUCAGCUGGCAGAACCAUUUCCGUACGCUAGAGGUGGCGACGUUGCUUCUGGUCGUGCGGAGCGUCGUGCGGAGCGUCGAGUACCUGCAGGGCGAGGGUGGCUACGUCGUUUCCCACGAGGUAUUCAUCUACGUGUUUGACGCGCUGCCCAUGUUCCUGAUUAUGGUGGCGUUUGCGGUGCUCCAUCCGGCGAGGCUGAUCAAGGACGCUCGGCAAUUGAUGGGUGACUGGGAAGGCCACGCCAUGCUAGAUAGGACCGGCAAGUAG
Messenger RNA from Purpureocillium lilacinum, 861 nucleotides. RefSeq lists its product as uncharacterized. Lineage: Eukaryota; Fungi; Ascomycota; Sordariomycetes; Hypocreales; Ophiocordycipitaceae. The record is from RefSeq and is a predicted model, not a curated record. Gene Ontology annotation, cellular component: membrane.